This is a messenger RNA of Schistosoma turkestanicum, 354 nucleotides long. NCBI's taxonomy places the organism in Eukaryota, Metazoa, Platyhelminthes, Trematoda, Strigeidida, Schistosomatidae. The record is from the annotation of a GenBank genome assembly.
AUGACCCUAAGUCCAGAUGGUCAUUGUAGAGUUCAACACUUACCUUUCGAUUCAAUAGUAGAAAUGUUGGAGCAUUUUCGACAAGAACCUAUCCCUUUGGAACAAACAUUUAUAUCAAAUGUGACCGAUGGCUUACCUUCUGAUGCCUUGCCUACUUCUACGACUUCUACUCCUACUCCAAUCACAUUAUCAGCUUACGUUGUCAAUACUCAUUUGACAGGUACUCGUGAACGGCUAGUUAUUUGUCGUGGUUCAGUUCGUGCUAAUGCAACCACAGUUGGUCGGGCGGCUGCUGCAGCUGCAGCGACUGCAUCGGGUGGUAGAACUGGCCAAAAUCAAUACAUUGUCAUGUAA